ACACACACACACGACAGCGAUUUCCAAACACUCUUUCUGCUUUAACUUCCUAAUCCCGUGCCUGUUCAGGAAGGGCCUCCGAAUAAGUCUCCGGCGUGGGUUGGGGAGGGGGGGUUCGAGUGCCUAGUGCAUCUCCGGCCCUGCUCUCCCUCCUCCAACCGCCUCCCUACUCUGCAACACGUAAGCAUCACGAAACCUCCUGCGAAACAUCUGGAUGGGGACUCGUGUCCCAACAUCUGGGCAACUACCGCCAAGGCUGACUUCUAGGGAACGAGUGCGGAAAUGCAUGCGGGUGCGGGAACGCACCACUCAGUAGGGUAGGACCUCUCCCAGCGCUCGGUCACUGCAGUAUUCUUCCCACCGUCUGCUCCUGUCACCAGCCCCUAACUCCGCCCCUCUGGGCCCGCCCCUUGUUCCGCAGCCAAUGGCAAUCCCCGACCGCCCUACACCGCCCAGAAGCCUUUCCACACCCCCACGUCUUGGGAGAGGGUUGGCUGCUGAGAGCUCGGCGAAGUGCCUGUAUUUGCAUGGCGUUCGGGAUUUUUGGUAGGUAGAGCAGCCCGUCACUCUGGAAGGCCGGGACCGCCCACUCCACCUCGGUCCCCAGCUCUCUUCCUGCGCAGUUCGCCUCCGCAGCCUCUGCGGGGAAGUGCCGGGGCUGCUCCAGGCUCAGUUCUUAGGACUGCAAGGAGGCAGCCCCGGCGUGCGGCGGCGCGCACCGUCUAGAGUGGCCAGGGCGCGGGAGUGCAACGUCCUCCAGGCCCCGAGCGCGUCGUCGCGCCCCAGGAGCAGACCCUCGGCCAGCAGUUACCGCCGUCCCGACUUUGCGUUGCAGUUGCAGCUCCUGCCGGGCAAUAUGUCAAGAGCCGCCGCCGCUACAGCUGCCGCCGCCACCUGGGGAAGAGCAGCAGCAGCAGCGGCGGCCGCGGGCACGCGGGGGCAAUAAACCCAGCCACACAGGCGUCCAGCGGGCCGGGAAACCCUCUCUGCGCUCACUGCCUGGCGGGACCCACGCCAUGUGCUGAGCCAUGCCCCUGGUCGCGCCCGCGGGCAGCGCAUGGGGCAGCGCCUGAGUGGCGGCAGAUCUUGCCUCGAUGUCCCCGGCCGGCUCCUACCGCAGCCGCCGCCGCCCCCGCCGCCGGUGAGGAGGAAGCUCGCGCUGCUCUUCGCCAUGCUCUGCGUCUGGCUCUAUAUGUUCCUGUACUCUUGCGCCGGCUCCUGCGCCGCCGCGCCGGGGCUGCUGCUGCUGGGCUCCGGGUCUCGCGCCGCACACGCCCCGCCAGCCCUGGCCACAGCUCCGGACGGGACGCCCCCCAGGCUGCCGUUCCGGGCGCAGCCAGCCACCCCACUGGCUUCAGGCAAGGAGAUGGCCGAGGGCGCUGCGAGCCCUGAGGAGCAGAGCCCCGAGGUGCCGGACUCCCCAAGCCCCAUCUCCAGCUUCUUCAGUGGGUCUGGGAGCAAGCAGCUGCCGCAGGCCAUCAUCAUCGGCGUGAAGAAGGGCGGCACGCGGGCGCUGCUGGAGUUUCUGCGCGUGCACCCCGACGUGCGCGCCGUGGGUGCGGAGCCCCAUUUCUUCGAUCGCAGCUACGACAAGGGCCUCGCUUGGUACCGGGACCUGAUGCCCAGAACCCUGGACGGGCAGAUCACCAUGGAGAAGACGCCCAGUUACUUCGUCACGCGGGAGGCGCCCGCGCGCAUCUCGGCCAUGUCCAAGGACACCAAGCUCAUCGUGGUGGUGCGGGACCCGGUGACCAGGGCCAUCUCGGACUACACACAGACGCUGUCCAAGCGGCCCGACAUCCCCACCUUCGAGAGCUUGACGUUCAAAAACCGGACGACGGGCCUCAUCGACACGUCGUGGAGCGCCAUCCAGAUCGGCAUCUACGCCAAGCACCUGGAGCAUUGGCUGCGCCACUUCCCCAUCCGCCAGAUGCUCUUCGUGAGCGGCGAGCGGCUCAUCAGCGACCCGGCCGGCGAGCUGGGCCGCGUGCAGGACUUCCUGGGCCUCAAGCGGAUCAUCACGGACAAGCACUUCUACUUCAACAAGACCAAGGGCUUCCCCUGCCUGAAGAAGGCGGAGGGCAGCAGCCGGCCCCACUGCCUGGGCAAGACCAAGGGCAGGACCCACCCUGAGAUCGACCGCGAGGUGGUGCGCAGGCUGCGCGAGUUCUACCGGCCUUUCAACCUCAAGUUCUACCAGAUGACCGGGCACGACUUUGGCUGGGAUUGAACAGACCAGGGCUGUGUACCUUACCCACGUGGCUUAUCUAUUGACAGAGAUUAUAUGUAUGUAAAAUGUACAGAAAUCUAUUUUAUAAUAAUUUAUUUUUAAUUCAUAAGCAAUUAAUUCACUAAGCUGCCUAGCCACACUCUUGAGAGAGUUAGCUUCAUAAUCUGUUAACAUUCCAAAGUGUUUAACUCUAAAAUUUUGUUCUCUUCCUCACAAUUGAUGGUGCUUCCAUUUCUUUCUUCUCCCCUACCUGUUAUAUUUAAAACAAAGAAAAGCACAACUUGAGAUUUUUGUUGUUACGGGUAUUCAGCCUUCAGUCACCGUCUGAGUUUUCCAGUUGCUGCCUCCUUGUCUUGUCUUGGGUGUCCCAUUCCAGCUUCCCUGUCUCUUCCUGCCUGUGUACCUCGUAGGAACGCUGAGCUGCCUCAACAGGGCUGUAUUCUGAAGGGCAGACCUCAUGUAGCAGCCUCCUUGCAGAUGUGGGUCCAAUGAUGUAGCCUGAAAGCCACAGGGCUAGGGUUCUGUCCCCACCUCCAUUCAGUACAUGGAGAAAUCUCUCACUCCCUUUACAAGGACAUCCACAUCCUUUAUUUUAUUUUAUUUUAUUUUUUGGAGAUGGAGUCUUAUUCUUGUUGCCCAGGCUGGAGUGCAAUGGCGCAAUAUGGGCUAACCACAACCUCCGCCUCCCGGUUCAAGCAAUUCUCCUGUCUCAACCUCCCAAGUAGUUGGGGUUACAGGCAUGCACCACCACACCUGGCUAAUUUUGUAUUUUUAGUAGAGACAGGGUUUCUCCAUGUUGGUCAGGCUGGUCUCGAACUCCCGACCUCAGGUGAUCCGCCUGCCUUGGCCUCCCAAAGUGCUGGGAUUACAGGCGUGAGCCACUGCGCCCGCUAUCCACAUCCUUUUAGAGUCAAAUUGCUAGGGUCCAUUGACUUCAGCUUUUGAUUUUUGAAGGAUGGCCCUGUAUCCUCCUCUGCCCCAUUCCCUGGUUCAUUAACCAGUUUGAAGUGCAUGCAGAUUGUUGCCCCUUCUUUCCAAGGUCACAUGUGUGAGAUGCUUGGGUGCUGCUUCAGAAAUCAAGAUGAUCUCCUUUAAUUUGCAUGAAACUACACCAUGCUGCGUUCCCCAGGCAGACAGUUCUGCUUUGACACACCAAAGAAUCCCGUAGGCUAGCAGAGCCGCCGGCACAAACCAAGGGCGCUGGGUGUCGAGACUCAGAGGGGUCAGCUGUGUCCCUCGGCAUCAGUGUCUACCAAGGUGCUGCUAGGUACAGAGCCAGCCAGUGUUGGGCAGCAGGCUCACAGCCUCAAUAGGCAGAAAGGACAAAGGCCUCAAAAGGACAGGCAGCCUGGCAGAGGAAGGGAGUCUGACACCUCAGCUUGAUGUGUCUUUGGAAUUCCUAGCUCAUCUCAGAAUGAUCUCUCAGAGUGAUAAUAUGGGUGGUAGCCAGUGGCCAAACAGCAAGAACUAAGAGUAGCCCUUGUAAAAAAAAAAAAAAAAAAGGUUGGGAAAGCUGGCCCCAUGUUGCCUGUAAACCCUUGAGCCUGAUGCUCAUACAACUGUCCCUUGUUUUAGCCAGGUCUUGACAGAAGGGUUAGCAGCACUGUCACUGAUGUGCAGAAUGCUCUCCCCGUGCCUCUCUGUUGGUUUAUAACAGUUGGGUAACCAGAUAGCAAUAUAGUGGCAAUUGAGUAGCCAUAUAGUAAUACAGGGGCAGUUGGUUAAACAUAUAGCAAUAUCACAUAAUGACAUGUUUAAUUUAACCUCAGUUUUUUAAACCUUUUAAACCAGAAUGCGUCUACCGUAAAAGAAUUGUGAUUUCAGUUAUACUUCCAUCAAGGAAUAUGUGGGAAGAUAUACAUAUUGUCAAAAUGGUUGGGAUGGGAUAGUUACAAAGGACCCUUCUGUAUGUUGUAUGGGAUCACUUGCCUGGUAGUAUAAGAAACAUUGUAUGAAAAGAGGAAAAGAUAAUUCAUUUUUGGAAAUUGAUCAGAGAUGUCACUGGUCUUUAAGUGAUGUCUUGAAAAUCCGGUUUGUAUUUGCCCAAAAGUUUUAGCCUACAUCUAACUAGCUUACACUUAGCAACCAAACCAUCAUUGUGUAAGUUCUGUUUUGGAGGAAGCUCAUGGGGGAUCUGCGCAUGUCAGGUUUCUCCCUGUUCUCCAAUGCUAUAUCCAUUUCUUAGCUUUUCCACUGUCUCCAGAAAGUAAUGUGGGACCUGCACUUAGGGAAAUACCCGAAUCAUAGUGUGGUUCUGCCUUCUUGAUGAGUGGGUGUGAAAAACACCUGCAAAAGGGUGCUAAUUGGUCGUGCAUUUUUUCAUUUAUUUGAAAUCAAACUGAGAACACCUCUUUUCAGUUUACAGCAUAACUUGGCUUGAAGUAAAAGGCAGUAUCCAAGUCUUUUACCUGGUCUUGCCCUGUCUAAUUUCUGACCACUCGGAUGGUCUGAUGUGGCUGUCGAUGUGGAACUACGGAAGAGUUGAGAGAAGAGUAUGCAACAAAGCCAUAGGAAAACACGCAGGAGCUUUCCCCUCCCCUUCAGGGCCCCGCCCUCUUUCCAAGCUGGACAAUGUUUUAUUAAAUUCUUUAUUCCCUGCCUUAAAACUGAAACAGGAAAUUUUUCUGGUAGAAGGAGGGUCAUUUAGUCAUGAACACUGAAGUGAGUCAAAAUUCUAUUCUGGGUCAAAUCCUUGAAUUCCAACAGAUGUCCAUAAUUAGUACCGAUGGAAUACAGCAAGUUUUUCUAUGUAAGACAAAUCAAACAUCAUGUACAUCUCCUCAUAAGGGUCUGAUGGUUUAAAGUUCCUGACAGAUCUGGUGGCAGCAUCUGCCGGAGCUUGCACCCCGUCAUCUGACGGUCAUCUUCCUCCUGCGGAAGUUAAGUAACGUAAGCCUUAGAUUUCUCCCUGUUCUAGCAAUCUGCAAGACCACCAAGCUUAACUUUUUAGCUACCAGAAGACAAACACCCUUUUCUGUUUCGGCAAUUUGUCCUGGCAUGUGUUUUGGGCUUCCUCCAAUUUACAGGAAAAGCUCUGAUAUUCAUUGGAAUACUUCUUUUUUUUCCUCAGUUUUGUUUCUUUUCUCAUUUAAAAACAAACAAAAAGUUCAACAAAAAAAAAAUUGGGAGGUUUUUCUUGUUUCUAUCUAGUUCAUGCUUUCUUUGCGGUGUUUGAACAGUAGUCUGUUAACUUAGUAGGUGGUACCUGGAAAGGUAUUUUAAGUGUAGUGACUGUUUAACAAAUACUUAAUUGGAUGAUGGAGGAGGAGAAAUUGUUUUCUUCCCAGGAUUCUCUUUGGGGGUCAUUUUGAGUGACAGAUACAUUUUAGACAUUUAGAGAAACAGUUUCAGAUCCUGCCAGGAUAUUUUUGUAAAAAAGGAUAAUGGAAGGUUCCAAUAUACUAGAAACAGUACAUAUCUAAGACGCUGACACGGAAGCUAAUGUGACUUUUCUUUUCAGCUUGUCAAGAGGAUGGCCAAUAAAACUUAAAAGGUGUGGUUAGAUGGUUUUUCACUUUUGUGACAUUAAUUUAUCCCUGAGUAUCAUUCAACCCAGUAAUCUCAAAUACUGUGCAAAUUCUAGCAGUAUGUCUUUGAUAACUUGGAUGUUAGGAUAGCCAAUAUGUACAAAAAAUUAAAUCAAGUAUUUUGUCCUAUGUAUAACACAAAUUAAUUUUACACAGAGAAAGAUGUUUCUAGGCAAAUGAAAUUCUGGUAAUUCAUACUAUUUCUUUGUAUGAACAAAUAAAAUAUAUUUUGCCAACA
This is a messenger RNA of Cercocebus atys (sooty mangabey), 5995 nucleotides long. RefSeq names its product heparan sulfate (glucosamine) 3-O-sulfotransferase 3B1 (gene HS3ST3B1). NCBI's taxonomy places the organism in Eukaryota, Metazoa, Chordata, Mammalia, Primates, Cercopithecidae. The record is from RefSeq and is a predicted model, not a curated record. The transcript has 2 exons. Gene Ontology annotation, molecular function: [heparan sulfate]-glucosamine 3-sulfotransferase activity. The coding region runs from base 1058 to 2230 and encodes 390 amino acids.